AUGGGGGAGCUUGUUGGACUGAAGGCAAGGGUGCAGCCUGGCAGACCCCCGGCCAAGUACGCACGAAAUGUGCUCAAGCACGUCUGUGCGUUCCUCAUCGUCCUCUCCAUCUGCGAGGGCAUCGCCACGUUUGCCAUCAGCCAGUCGCUCAAGAAUUUCUUCCAGAAGUUGGGCUGGUCUAACAAGGGAUCUACGUCAAUGAAGCUCACGUACGACUCGGUCAGCCAGUUCAUGUGCGUCGCCGCCGGAUACGUGUCAGAUGAACACAUUGGUAAAUUCAAAACGCUGGCCUCGAUGGCGUCGUUCGAGCUUACGAGUAAGAUCAUCUUCAACAUCGGGCUAUUUCUCGGCGUCGCUGUGUCUCAAGUGUGUCUUCAGGUGCUUGUCAUCUCGUACGGAGGCGACCAGUUUUCACCAGCUGCACCUCCGUCGGAAAAGGCCCUCUACUUCAGAGAGUUGUAUUGGGGGGCCAACGUCGGUGCCUUCAUCGGCUACCUGGUCUUUCCGUGGGUGUCCAUCCACGGCAUCGGUGUCAUCCCACCGGAAUACGGCUACUUCUACUUUGCGGUAUAUAUCGCGGGUUUCGCUGUAGUGCUCACUUUUUCGAUCGUACUCUGGUCAACACGUGCAAGAUACGUGAAUGUCCCUCCGACAAAGCAAUCCGUCGCAGUUGUUAUCCGCGUUGUAUUUGGUCAUUCGAGAACGAACUUCCGCGCAAAUCUGGUCGUGUUGGGCACGCUGCUGUAUGUUAUCGCGUUCCUGUGUAACAUCCUUGCUUCGGUCUUGUCGGAUCGAGGAAAUGUUGGCCACGACAUCUCUUACGCAUCGGGAGUGAUGAUUGUGAGCGCUACAAUUCUCUGGGUAUAUGUCGGUCGUGACUCCGCCUUCAUGGAGAGCGCGAAACAAAGCCUGGGAGGGAGCUUCGAUGCCAAGGUUGUGGACGAUGUCAAGCAAGUCAUCCGGACUCUCCCUCUCAACGCGUUCAAUCAAACGGACACUAGCGUCGGGAGCUCUCUCGACGCUAGCCAAGUCCCAGGGCCAAUGAUUCAGCUGUUUAACCCUUUGGCUGCGCUGUUCUUCAUUCCGUUCCUCGAGAAGGUGGUCUACCCGCUCUACGCGAAAUACUCUGGGAAGCCUCCAAGUCCGUAUGGGAAAAUCCUCACCGGCUACUGUGUCGCUGUGGUGGCGAUGUUUUGGACUGGCGCCAACGAAGUCAUCCGACGCAGCGCUGGCCCACUUUCGUACACGGACGCGGAUGGUGUUGAACAAUUUCUGCUUGAUGACGACGGAGGCCAAGUGAUGAACGACAUUCCUUGGUGGACCACGAUCCCGCACUACCUGCUGGUAUCGCUACCCGGUGUGCUGAUCUGCAUUCCGAGCUACGACCUGAACUAUUCGGAGGUCCCGCAGAGCAUGCGCAGCACUUCGAUCGCACUCGCGUUCUUCGUCAACUCAAUGGGCAGCUCCUUGUUAUCUAUCAUUUAUCUGUUCUUCACUCUCGGCGCGCUUAUGAUCGUUAAUAUCUUCUUUUAUGUAGUCGUCAUGAACCGGAUGAAGUUUGGGACGAAUAGCAGCAUUAUGCUGCAUUUCUUGGUUUACUAG
Messenger RNA from Phytophthora sojae, 1602 nucleotides. RefSeq lists its product as hypothetical. The transcript is spliced from 8 exons. Gene Ontology annotation, biological process: transmembrane transport. Lineage: Eukaryota; Oomycota; Peronosporomycetes; Peronosporales; Peronosporaceae. Gene Ontology annotation, molecular function: transmembrane transporter activity. The record is from RefSeq and is a predicted model, not a curated record. Bases 1 to 1602 code for a protein of 533 amino acids. Gene Ontology annotation, cellular component: membrane.